Messenger RNA from Drosophila nasuta, 3058 nucleotides. Its product is annotated as signal transducer and activator of transcription B. The record is from RefSeq and is a predicted model, not a curated record. NCBI's taxonomy places the organism in Eukaryota, Metazoa, Arthropoda, Insecta, Diptera, Drosophilidae. The transcript has 2 exons. Bases 1008 to 2240 code for a protein of 410 amino acids.
UUGUCAGUUUGUCAGUUCACUUCGAACGCGAGAACUGUGCGGACGUGCAAAGCGGCAGAGCGGCGAAACAAACGACAAACUGAAAAACGUUCGGCCUAGUAACACAAAACAGUAACGGCAAAUAAUAUACAGAGUAAAAAAACACUCCGUCGCGCUCUUCUCUUUGCAUUCUCUUUACGCUAAAAAACUCGCAACAAAACUUCAACAGGCGCGCUUACAACAAAUAUAAAACAAAAAAAAAAACAAUAAUUUUGCUAAAACAAGACUUUGUUUGUGUCCUUAAAAAAACAUAACAAAAACAGUUGCAUUGCUGCCCACCGCGCGUUCCAAAUAAAAUCAACUUACAACUACAAAUCAAACACAAAAAAACAAUCAGCUGGGGAAAAGGUGAAAAUCAAGAAGAAGAAGCAAUUAUCCAAUUUUCUGCUGCCCCUGGAAACAGUUUUAUUUUUUUUUUUGUUUUUUUGUUGCAAUUGUAGUAAACAACAAGUAAAAGUGUGUGUGAUUUUUUUUUGUUAUGAAAAAACAAAAUUGUUCUAAAUUCAAAAGUCCUGGAUUAUUUUGAAUUUUGAACUCACGCAAGAAACAAAAACAAAAGAAAGACAAACGUGAAUGCAAAAGCAAAGUGAAAUCUUACACAGCAGCAGCGCAGCAGCAGAGGAGGAGCAGCGCACACACAAACAAACACACACAUGCAUAAGAAGUCAUUGCAAAAGUUUGCUUCCUAAAAAUUGCAUUGCAAACUAAGAGAGCGAACACGCUAAGAGAGCAAAGCAGUGAGGGAGAGAGAGGAGACUAGCAUAUGAACGAUUUGUGGUUUACCUUGUGUGGUUGUUGGUGUGCAGUUUGAGCAAUUGCAGCAGCAGAAAGAAACAGAAGAAGCAGCAGCAGACCAAGCGAAGCUGUGAAGAAGCAAUACAAGAAGAAGAAGCAGCAAGACAACUCCAAAAGUUAUUUCACACACACACACACACACACACACAUUAAAAGAGACGCUCGCUCGCACAAUGACCUUGCCAACAAAUACAAAUUCGAACGGCGGCAGCGGCGCUGGCAGUGGCAGCGGCAGCGACGAUGACUCGGACAUGUUUGGACCGCCGCGCUGCUCGCCACCCAUUGGUUAUCAUCAUCAUCGGUCACGCGUUCCAAUGAUCUCGCCAAAGCUGCGUCAGCGCGAGGAGCGCAAACGCAUCCUGCAACUGUGCGCUCACAAACUGGAGCGAAUUAAGGACUCAGAGACGAAUCUGCGACGCAGCGUUUGCAUCAACAACACCUAUUGCCGUCUCACCGACGAGCUGCGACGUGAGAAGCAAUUGCGCUACGUUCAAAAUCUGCCAAAAACCGAAAACAGCAGCACGACGGAAUUGGCGCGUGAGAAUCUCUUCCAGCCCAACAUGGACGACGCCAAGCCCAACAUGAACAACAACAACAACAACAAGUCGUCAUAUGGCGAUAAUAAUGUCGCGAAUGCCACAACAGGACAACAACAACAACAGCAGCUGCAACAACAACAACAACGCACCAUCUGCUCCAUUGAGAAUCAUCAGUCACCGCAUCGUCCCAACUGCAAUACGAACAACUCCUCCUCCUCGUCAUCCUCCUCAGCGUCCUCAGUGUGUUCUGUCUCGUCGACAGCGGCACGCAAGCGCCAUCUAUCGAACAGCAAUCUGGUCAACGAUCUGGAGAUACUCGAUCGCGAACUGAGCGCCAUCAAUGCCCCAAUGCCGUUAAUUGAUCCGGAAAUUACCCAAGGCGCCGAGCAACUGGAAAAGGCGGCGCUUUCCGCUGCCCGCAAGCGAUUGCGCAGCAACAGCAGCGAGGACGAAAGCGAUCGUUUGGUCCGCGAGGCGCUCUCACAGUUCUAUAUGCCGCCGCAGCGUCUCAUCUCGGCGAUCGAGGAUUGUCCGCUCGAUGUUGUCGGCAUGGGCAUGAACAUGGUGGUCGGCGGUGGAGGAUCAGGCGCUGGCGCCACCAAUUUGCUCGACGGCAGCGGCAACAACAGCAGCAAACGCAUCAAGCUGAGCAGCAACGUUGGUGGUGUGGCAAGUGAUCAUCUCGAUCUGGUCGAUUUCGAUAUGAAUCAGAAUCAAAAGGACUUUGAGGUGAUCAUGGAUGCACUGCGUCUGGGGACGCCAAGUCCGCCGAGCGGCGCCAGCAGCGAUUCAUGUGGACAGGCGGCCAUGAUGAGCGAAUCGGCGAGCGUGUUUCACAAUCUUGUGGUCACAUCGCUGGAGACAUGAAAGUAUCAGUAAGCAGUAAUGCAGUAAGGCAGUAAAGCAGGUAGCACAGGUGCAACAUGCUCCACAACAAAAAAAACCAACAACCAAUAACAAAACAAAACAAACAAACAUUUACAACAAUUUCAAAACAAGACAAAGAGCAAAGAGUUUUUAGGUUAAGUUUUUUAGUUCGUAAGUUCUAGCAUCUAAGCCUAUAGUUUUAGUCUAGACUCAAGCGGGCAGGGAACAUGCGGGGUUAAAAACGUAAAAAAACGUUUAAAGUAAAAAGUACAGUUGAAAAGCAAAAAACAAAUACAACACAGGUCGGUCAGUAUUACCCAGCUAUAUAGAUCUAUAUAGUAUAUAUAGCGAGAUAUAGCCGACUUGCUGCAAAACGCGUCUCGCAAAUUGUGUACAAACUUUGUUUGUUGCUUUGUUUAAUUCUAUUGUAUUGUAUUUUUUUUAUACACAUAUAUAUUUAUUAGCAUGUAAGCGAGAGGAAAACACAAUAACAAAAAUCAAAGAAUUUGUAGUCAAAAAACAAAAACAAACAAACAAAAACCAAUCAAUAUCAAAAAUAAAACAAAACAAAAGAAAAAAAAUACAAAAACAGUGAGAGCGCCAGACAGAGACAGCAACAGAGCACUUGCAGUUUGUACGAUGAAGAAGAAGGGGAAGAGGGAAAAGCGCCCGCGACUCAACUUCCAAUUUUGCACAUUCCAGGCUUUAAUACUCGCGUCGUGUGCGCUCGCUUCUUCCCGAUCGAUAGGCAACAUUUAUCGAUUACAAACACUGUCACUUGCAUGUUGCUGUGCUUCCAAAUCCAAAACAAAACAAAA